Messenger RNA from Rotaria sp. Silwood2, 5463 nucleotides. NCBI's taxonomy places the organism in Eukaryota, Metazoa, Rotifera, Eurotatoria, Philodinida, Philodinidae. The record is from the annotation of a GenBank genome assembly.
AUGCAACUAGCAACAUUAACUUCAAAAUCGUCCCGUUUGCGGACUAUAAGGCUAAACUAUGCUUCCAUUUUAUUUCUACUUAUCCUAUCCAUUUUCAUUGAAACAAGCAAUGCUCAAUACAGAAAUAACGAUUCCAAUACGGUAACACCACCACCAGGUUAUGCAUUUGCACCCGGCUAUGGUCCAUCCCAAUAUCAACCAAGAGUUCCUAAAACUAGCGGUGAUUGCAAUAAUUGUAAUCAACCAUGUUUUUGUAUAGCACAAAAAGGAGAUCAGGGUCCAGCUGGUCCAAUGGGUCCUACGGGUGCUCGAGGGUCAGAUGGUGUUCAUGGUCCUGAAGGGCCGGAGGGUAUGAAAGGAGAAAAAGGUGAUCGGGGUUUACCCGGCCUACCUGGUCAAAAAGGUGACAGAGGACGAUCCGGUGAACCAGGAAUGCCUGGCCAUCCCGGUUUGCCUGGUCUUCCGGGUCCAAGAGGACCAGAAGGUUUACCUGGUCGUGAUGGUUGUAAUGGAACAAAAGGAGAACCUGGCCGAUCAGGAUUUAGUGGACAGCCUGGCCGUCCCGGUGAACCUGGUCUACCUGGACAAAGAGGACCAAAGGGUGAACCUGCACAAGCUUUACCCGGAUAUAAAGGAGAAAUCGGAGAAAUGGGACCUCCUGGUCUUCCCGGUGCUGCUGGGCCUCCUGGCAAUUCUGGAAUGCCUGGAGCACCAGGUGGAAUUGGUUUUCCUGGACGUGAAGGUGCACGAGGUGAACGAGGUGAACCAGGUCGUCCAGGUAACGCUGGAGUUGGACUUAGUGGUGAAAAAGGUCAAAAAGGAGAGCCUGGAUCAUCUGCUCCUUAUACACCACCAUCGAUCGCUGAAAUACAAGGUAACUACAGUUAUGUUCCACUAUCGAUUCCUGGCGCACCGGGUCAAAAGGGUGCUAUGGGACCUAAAGGAGAACCUGGAGAGAUUGGUUAUCCAGGUGCACCUGGUUCUGCCGGACCACCAGGGUUACCCGGUGAAAAAGGUGUACCAGGUCCUGUUGGACCUCGUGGCGCUACUGGAAUGCCUGGUCAAGCUGGUUUCCCUGGACAAUCAGGUGAUCGUGGUAGUCCUGGUUAUCCUGGCCAAUCAGGCAGCCCAGGAAGACCUGGUCAAAAUGGUUUACCAGGAGAAAAAGGUGAUCGUGGUUUCCCUGGUAUGCCUGGCAUGUGUUUACCUGAUCAAGGAACGGAUUCAUUGCCUGGACAACCUGGACCAGCAGGACCAAAAGGAGAACGCGGUCCACCCGGAUCACCCGGCUAUCCUGGACCACCGGGUUUACCUGGAAGUCAAGGACCAAAAGGUGAUCGUGGUUUUGAUGGAUUACCUGGCAGCCCUGGUCAACCCGGACGUGAUGGUAUGAAAGGCGAAAGAGGAGAUAGUGGACGACAUGGUAAAGAAUUUAUUUAUAAAGAAAAGUAUAAAUGUUCUAAAUAUACCCAUUGUAUCAUAGGUGAUCCUGGUCCAUCUGGAUUUCCCGGCCCACAAGGUUAUCGUGGAGCUAAAGGUGAACCGGGUCCAAAAGGUGAACCGGGUCGUGCAAUUGCUGGCCCACCUGGUCUUGAUGGUUAUCCUGGUCAAUCUGGUCCAGCAGGACAAAAAGGUGAACCCGGCCUACGUGGUACACCUGGUUUACCUGGCAAUUCAACCGCUGGUGUUGGUAUACCUGGUCCACAAGGACCCGUGGGUCCACCUGGCAGUUCUGGCGUACCUGGUUUUCAAGGUGUUGCUGGUAUGAAAGGAGCUAAAGGAGAUCGAGGACUUGAUGGUGUAUGUGGUGCUCGUGAUGGUUUGAAAGGUAGCAAGGGUGAACCAGGCUAUCCUGGAGAAGCUGGUACACCUGGUCAACGUGGUACAUCAGGAGAAAAAGGUGAUCGAGGUGAUGUUGGCCCACAAGGUUAUCCUGGUAAUGUUGGUUCAGCUGGUGCACCCGGUCGUAAUGGUAAUGAUGGUAUACCGGGUGGAAAAGGAGAAAAAGGAGAACCAGCUCGUGUUGCAACAGUACAAGGAGUUUCAGGAGAAAAAGGAACACCAGGUCUUCCCGGUUUGAAAGGUGAUCGCGGUGAGAAAGGUGCACCAGGUUAUAGUGGUCGUGAUGGUCAACCAGGUGCUAUGGGGCCAGUCGGACCAAAAGGUGAUGCUGGUUAUCCCGGUCAACCAGGCCCGCCAGGUAGUCCAGGUCCCAUGGGUGAUAUUGGUCCACCAGGUGCUACACUUCCAGGUGAAAAAGGGGAAAAGGGUAUUCCAGGUCCAGUCGGUAUUCCUGGUCCACACGGUACUGCAGGUCAAAAGGGAGAACCAGGUCGAUCAGCACCUCCAGGAUUAGCAGCCAUGCCAGGUCCACAAGGAGAGAAAGGUGAUCGUGGAUUAGCAGGCAUUCCAGGGACCCCAGGACUUCCAGGUCCAAAUGGUUUAUCAGGAUUACCCGGAGCACAUGGAGCUAAAGGCGAACCAGGUCUACCCGGUAUUCCAGGUCUUCCGGGACCAAAGGGCAUAACAGGUUAUCGUGGAGAACCAGGUAUUCCCGGUCGUGAUGGAACACCAGGUCUUUCAGGUCCAAAAGGAUUUGAUGGAGCACCAGGUUUAUCAGGUCGUCCAGGAGAAAAAGGUGAACCAGGACUUCCAGGUCCAGGCUUUCCAGGAGCCCCUGGUCCUGUUGGCCCGGCUGGUGAACGUGGAUUUCCAGGCUUACCUGGACCAAUGGGUGAAAGUGGAUUGCCAGGCAUGAAAGGAGAAUCUGGUCUACCCGGUGUUAAUGGUCUCCCCGGACCCGUGGGCAUAAAAGGUGAUCGAGGAGAACCAGGUAUUGGUGGACAAAAAGGUGAUCAAGGUCCAUCAGGCGCACCCGGCUUACCAGGUCUUCCUGGACCAAUUGGUCCACCAGGUGCCCCCGGCUUUGCUGGAGAAAAAGGUUUUGCUGGAUUACCUGGAGCUAAAGGAGAACCAGGCUUACCAGGUUUACCGGGAAUGAAAGGUGAACGUGGAUUGAAUGGAGGUCCAGGAUUGAAUGGUGUACCAGGUUUACCAGGUGAAAAAGGUGUUCCAGGCUUUCCAGGAGCAUCAGGACCAAGUGGAUUACCAGGUCUUCCAGGUACUUUAGGACCAAAGGGUGAUCGAGGUCUAUCGGGUUUACCAGGACAAGCUUGUACAUCAUGUAUUCCGGGUCAACGAGGUGAUCGAGGUUUAUCAGGUGCACCCGGUCUACCAGGUCAAAAAGGAGAACCAGGUGCAGCUGCUGCACGUGGACCUUCAGGCGAACGUGGACCACCAGGUCUUCCAGGCGCACCAGGCCUUCCAGGAGCUCCGGGUAAAGAUGGAUUACCGGGUCUUCCAGGGGCUAAAGGAGAACGUGCUGUUGGUCAAACAGGUAUCAAAGGAGCUAUAGGUGAACCAGGUCUUCCAGGUCCAUCGGGUAUACCAGGAACUCCUGGUGAACGUGGAUUUCCGGGCAAUGCUGGAGCUCCUGGUGCACCGGGUGAACGAGGUUUACCAGGUCCCAGUGGGUUACCAGGCGCACCUGGACUUCCUGGCGCUGUUGGACCGAAAGGUGAUAAUGGAUACAAUGGAUUACCUGGACCUAAAGGUGAAGCAGGUCCACCAGGUUUGAAUGGACCACCAGGCAUGAAUGGUAUUUCGGGAAGCAAAGGUGAAUCAGGCUUACCAGGUCGAGAUGGUGGUGCUGGCUUACCAGGUCUUAAAGGUGAACGUGGUCUUAAUGGAUAUCCAGGUGUUCCGGGAGCUAAAGGUGCUGCUGGCGCACCAGGUUUACCAGGCGCACCAGGUCUUGUUGGUCCACCAGGUACUCCUGGCACCAAUGGACUUCCAGGACAAAAGGGAGAUGCAGGUUUACCAGGCUUACCAGGCUCAAAUGGUCCACCUGGAUUGAACGGAGCACCUGGCCUUCCUGGAGAUCUUGGUAUAUUUAAUAACUAUAUAAAAGAAAUGACUUUUUUUAAUGAAUUCGUUUCUCUUAUUAUAGGCUUACCAGGGGCAUCAGGUCAAAAAGGUGAACCAGGUUUUGCUACGCCUGGUCCUAAAGGUGAACCUGGUCUAAGUGGUCGUGAUGGCAUGCCAGGUCUUCCAGGAGAGAAAGGAAAUCUAGGUUUAAUCGGUCCAGCUGGUAUUCCUGGUCGAGAUUGUGAUACACCUAUUGUUGGACCAAAAGGUGAUGCUGGCCUCCCAGGUCUUCCAGGUUCACCAGGUUUACAAGGUCUUCCCGGUGCCCCUGGCUUGCCAGGUAUUCCAGGUCCUAAAGGACGUGAUGGACUUCCAGGUCCAAGUGGUUUACCGGGUCUUCCAGGAAAUAGUGGAUUUCCAGGCAGUCCAGGCCUUCCCGGACAGAAAGGUGACCGUGGUCUUGAUGGUCGUCCUGGUUCUCCUGGAUUGCCCGGUGUACCUGGUCUGAAAGGUGAAUGUGCUCCACCAGACCUAGUCGUUGGUCGUCCUGGUUUGAAAGGAGAUCAAGGUCCAGCAGGAUUACCAGGUUUGCCCGGACUUCAAGGACCACUAGGUCCAUCUGGUCCACGAGGAGAAACUGGUCCACCAGGGCAACCCGGUCAACCAGGUUUACCAGGUUAUGUUGGACCUAAAGGUGAACGUGGUACUUCAGGUAUUCCAGGUGUUAGUGGUAUUGCUGGUCCACCAGGUGCUAGUGGUCCUCCUGGUCCACCAGGCCCUGGUCUUCAACGAACUGGUUUUCUGGUCGUACGUCAUUCACAAUCAGCUCAAGUACCCGAAUGUCCAUCUGGCAUGGUUAAACUUUGGGAUGGUUAUAGUUUACUUAUGAUGCAGGGCAAUGAUCAUGGUUAUCAUCAAGAUCUUGGUUCGGCUGGUUCAUGUCUUCAAAAAUUUUCAGCAUUACCAUAUUUACGUUGUGAUCAUACAAAUGUUUGUUAUUAUGGUCAAACAAAUGAUUUAACAUAUUAUUUAUCAACAACAGAACCAAUGCCAAUGAUGCCUGUUCAACGUGAACAAAUUCGACCAUAUAUAUCACGUUGUGCUGUGUGUGAAGCACCUGCCAAUGUUAUGUCAUUCCAUAGUUUAUCAAUGACACCACCACCAUGUCCAAGUGGUUGGAAUAUCCUAUGGCAAGGUUACAGUUUUGUAAUGCAUCUUGGUCGUGGUGCCCAAGGCGGUGGCCAAUCAUUAUCAAGUACUGGUUCAUGUCUUGAAGAUUUUCGUGCAACACCAUUUAUUGAAUGUUCAGGAACUGAUGGUAAUUGUAUGUAUUAUGCAAAUAAAUUUAGUUAUUGGAUGACUGUUAUUGAUCAAAAUAAUCAAUUUGAAAUCCCCCGACAAGAAACAUUAAAAUCUGGCAAUCAUAGAAAUAAAAUAAGUCGUUGUACGGUUUGUUUGAAAACACAACAAGGCAUUGGACAAGGUGGUUAUCAAACUGGAAACUACUAUGUUGGGCAAACAUUGAAGAAACAUUAA